Somion occarium is the source of this 3998-nucleotide messenger RNA. Lineage: Eukaryota; Fungi; Basidiomycota; Agaricomycetes; Polyporales; Cerrenaceae. The record is from the annotation of a GenBank genome assembly.
GUAUUUCUUGUGUUUUUUGACAACACUCACCGUCUGCCCCUACACGCUCAUCUUCCAGCUCGUCUGGCCUUGCAACUCAUCUAGCCGUAUCUGAUACCGCAAAACUAUUGAUAACAUGACUACCACCAUGCAUUUUGGUCCUGAAUGGAUGCGCACAAAGCAAGCACCGUCGCGUCCUGCACCUUCUCCCCCACUUGCUACUACUCCUGCUUCGCCUGGCAUUUCUUCGUAUUCGGCCCUAGUCGCCCCUGCUUCUCAGCCACCUCCCGAAAAGAAUGACUUGGCUCGUCCCUUCAGGUAUUCCAAGGAAGACUUGCUUCGUAUCUACAAGGAAGGUGGUGGCAGAGGCGGUCUCGGGCUUGAAGUAGAGAGGUGGGAAGGCAUAGUCCGAGAGGUAGGCUAUGACCCCGUGGGCCUCAAGGAAAUGAACGAGGCCGAGAGAAAGAUCUUUUCCGGUCCUCUCAACUCUGAAGCCCGUAGACGUCAGUCUACGGAUUACUUGUCCCCUCUUAAUACGUCGCUCGGGGAGCGGCCCAAGCUUGGACAUACAAACUCUGCAACUGGUAGCCCCCUUCGGGAACGUAUGGGGACAUAUGUAGGGCGACGGAAAGACAGCACAGACCAGCUACCACUUCCACUCCCCAGGAAGCAGUCACUUUCCUCCAUGCAAGGUCCUUUAGCGUCUCCUAGGGAAGCAUCCUUACCCUCCCCUCGCGUCCGCGUUGGGCCAGCCUUUGAUGGCGUCCUCAACGAGUCCUGGACGUCCAAACGUCGCGUUCCUGAGGGUCUGGCGAAGUCUGGUAGUAGGGGCGACCUGAAGGAAGCUCAGAGGGAAGGAGUGGAGCAAGGUAUCAAGGAAGAGGAAGAGGAACCGCCUAUAAACUCCGAGACCGAGAGUCAUCCACCUGAGCAACAGCUUAAUAACUCUUCAACCCCAGUGAACGACUCUGGCAAUGGAUCGGCACAUACGGUUAAUCCCACACAGCCGACAACCUUUCUCCCUACGGUUCCUGCUUCAAACGUUCCAUCUGGUCCGCCGCCUGGUAUUGUUGACCUUGCUAGCGUCGAAUGGUCAUAUCUCGAUCCACAAGGGCAAAUUCAGGGCCCUUUCCGAGCGGAUGUCAUGCAGAAAUGGUAUGACGAGGGCUACUUCACUCCUGAGCUUCUGAUGAAACGUAUGCACGUUGAUACCGACUGGACGUCAGUGCGGGAUCUCCUCCGGUUUUCAAAUGGCGGGAAAAUGUUCUUGUCACCGAUCCGACGACCUGAGCCAUUCCUCAACGGUCUCACUGCUGAGCAAACAAACCAAUAUAAUUCUCCAUUUGAACCCGUACCUUCGCGCGCGAUACGCACCGCUACAUUGGACUCAUAUCUACAUAAUGAUUCCAAUGCUUCUGAUUCGCCGACGUCCUCGUUCAGUGCGGGCAGAUUUACUAACAAUUCUCCGGACCCCUCGAUAUUGUCUGGUAGGAUCGGCGGACAUCUGCAGCAGACAUCAUCUGGUAGCCCUUUCAAUGGGCUCAAUGCCAUGGAGCCAUUGAGGCGUGUUUUGGAUGAGUCCUUUGAAGUCUCCAGUCAUUCGUAUGGUGGAUAUUCCCCUGCGAGAGCCAACCCUGUGGACCCUCUCAUGUUUAAUGGCGUGGAGCGUGGGAUGCCGUACAGUCCAGGCUUUGGUGUGGGAGACAAUGGUCUUGUGCCUAAUGCAAGUGUUUUCAAUGCGAAUCGCACAACUCUGGACAUGCCCGUCGUUAAUAGUCAGUCAAGCACUCCGAUGUUUGGCACGAAUAGCCCGAUAUCGAUGGGCGGCGGGUUCGGUGGCCAGCAAGAACAGCCUCGUCUUAUGAAUUUGCACAAGACCAGGUUGGAGACGCGACCCGAAGUUCAGUCUCGUUUGGGCGGCUUUGCGAGCGAGAAUGGAUCUCCGUUCCUGCAGCAUAGUCAAGCCUUCAUUCCGGGUGUAAAUGCUCCUUAUCAACAUGAUGCACAAUCCCUACAGUCUCUUGGAUCUGUGCCAGAGCGUAGAUCAUCGGUCUCGCCUAACGAGCAAGCCGGUUUGCAACAACCUCAUGUCUUGCCUACCCAGCCUACAUCUCCUUGGGCGGCUUCACAAAGCCCUGUUCGUCGACCAGGUCCGUUCGAGCCCAAUUACCCUACAGCACAGAAUACCAUUCUUGGCAGAAGUAUGGCUCCUGGACAGCCUCUCUCCACUGUGCAGCCUGCGCCACCCGUUCCUACUCAAUCGCCUUGGCAAACGGUUCAGCCUGGGGUGAACGAGCCGUGGGGUCAAAAUCCUAGUAGUUUAACUACUGCAAACCUUGGACAACAUGAUCAACAGCAACAAAAGCAGGUGGCUGAUCAAACAUCGGUACAACCAACGAUCAGUCCUGUUAUGGUUGAGGCUCCUGUUGCUGUACCCACUGGAGAUGCGCAGGCUUCUUCCUCGGCAACCGUCAUCGCGCCCAGCACGGCUCCGGAACCACCGCGCACGAAGAAGCAGCGUAAGGAAGCCGCUCUGUCUCUUUCGUCUCCUGCCGUCAAGCCUACCUCUGUCCCUGCUCCUGCGCCGGUCGCUCCUACGAAGACCCCUUCACCCGUACCCUCUGCGGCCGAAUCUAAGCCUGCAUGGGCUGUGGAUGAAGACAGACAUUCUUCUGGCGCAGUGAAGAGCUUGCGUGAGAUUCAGGAACUAGAGGCCAGGCAAGCCGAAGCUCGUAAAGCAGCAGAGCGUGAGCGUGCAGCUCGUGCAGCCGCGGCAGUCGCUACUUCGCCAUCUGCUGAGGACAUCCAACCAUUCACUGCUUCUUGGGGACUUCCCAUAUCUCAAGCUGGUGCUGCACGUAGCAAUUCUCUUCUCAAAGAUUCCGCGACAUCUCCUCCGGCUAACGGCACUCUUACCACCCCGCCGGUUUGGACGAACGCUCCCAAAACAGCAGUAGCAAAAAAGACUAUGAAGGAGAUUCAAGAGGAAGAGGAGAAGCGUAAAAAGAUGGCUGCGAAGGAGAAGGAGACCGUUGCAGCCGCUGCUAGGAGAGCUUAUGCUGAGACGACAACCAAGACUGUGCCUUCCUCGCAAUCCGGUGGUGUAUGGACAACUGUCGGUUCGAGCGGAAAGGCCACUGCUCCGCCGGCCGUUGCAGCUACCAUUGCUCGUCCAAUGAUCACGCCAACUGCGUCGAAAGGGAGCAUUCCCACCUCUCCUGCAAUUUCGACGCCCAGCCGCUCAGCAGCAUCUCCUGCUAGACCAUCUCCUGCGGUGACGGUUGCUAGCAAGGUCGUUGCGUCGAGUCCGAGGAUGGAAGAGGCUCCACCGCCUUCGUCUGACUUCCUCAAGUGGUUGAGCGAGUCCCUCAAGGGCCUAAAUAGUUCUGUCAACUGUAAGUUCUGCUUUAUGUCCUCAUUGUACAUCAGCUCAUCCUGCGCUCAGUUGAGGAGAUCACGUCAAUGCUGUUGUCCUUCCCUCUGGACCCUGAUCCAUCGACAGUGGAGCUCAUUUCCGAUCUCAUCUAUGCCAACAGCACCACGCUCGAUGGGCGCAGGUUCGCCUCCGAGUUCGUCGCCAGACGCAGGGCGAGCACAAGGACAGCGGCACCGCCAGGUACGGCUGGAAAGCCUAUGUCUAUCGCCGACGUCGUUAAGACCCAACCAAGGUCAACGCAAAACGAGUGGGGUGGCUUCAAGGUAGUGAACAAGAAGAAGAAAGGUGCACGUAAUUGAUUGCCACACAGGCCUCUGUGAAGAUAUCAUUGUUUAGUCUAUAUGAUAUACCGUAUAUAUGUUGUACAGGAUACCGUGGACCGUAUGCGGGCAAGUCUACGCACUUCCGACUAUCUAAUACACUAUCCGCUCUCUUCCCUUCAUGUCGUGCUGCUUGCGUUGCCUGUGUUGCCCGUAUUUCCCGUGAAGCCUUCUGCGUUGCCAAGAUCAAAUAGCUCCUGCAUGUUCAUGUCGUCCGAAGCGGGUAUGUAAUUGAGAUCAUCGAAAUGAAUGUUCAUCGAGCU